GGUAAGCCUCUGUUGUACACAUGUUCCCGCAUUAAACUGCAUAGAUCCCGAUAAGCAGUAAUCUGAUAAACAUAAAUAAACCCCUCUUCUCCCUGCAUUCUCUUCCCUCUGCAACUCUCGAUUUCCCUCAAUUAGCUACAAACCAGCAUAAAAAAUGGAUUUCUCCCUUCAAUCCCACAAGUCCUUCAUCGGCCUCCCAGCGACAGAGCUUCCAACGCCAUCUCUGGUGCUGAGCAAACCUGUUAUUGAAAACAAUAUCCAGCAGCUCCUCGACGAUGUCAAGCAUCUCAACAUCGCGUUCAGACCGCAUGUUAAGACGCUCAAAUCAACAGAAGUAACCCGCAUGAUGCUCGGUAAUGGCCGCCAUCGCCGCAUCGUAGCAUCCACCCUCUGCGAAAUCCGAGGUGCCAUCGCCCUCGUACAAGAGGGUAUCCUCGACGAGAUCCUCUACGGCCUUCCCCUCCCGCCCAGCGCCCUCCCCCACCUAACCACCCUAGCAAAAACAAUCCCCAACCUCAAAAUCCUCCUAAUGAUCGACAAUCCGCAACAAAUCACACAUCUCGAGAAAAAUGCCGAGUCAAACCCGACUCUCCCACCUUGGCCGGUGUUUAUCAAAGUCGAUGUCGGAUCGCACAGGGCCGGUCUUGAAACAUCUUCGCCUUCGCUUCCGGAUUUGGUGAAGAGGGUUGAGGAGUCGAACGCAACGCAUGUUUAUGGAUUCUAUUGCCAUGCGGGACAUUCGUAUGCGUGCAAGAGCAGUGUGGAGGCGGAGAAGGUGUUGGGGGAUGAGAUUGGUGGUGUGUUGAGGGCCACGGAGUUUUUGGGGGAGAGGAAAGAUAAGGGAAAGGUGGUUGUUUCGGUGGGAUCGACGCCGACGGCGCAUGUUGUUAAAGCGUUGAAGGAGAGUAUGCCUGGGAGUGUGGAGGUUGAGUUACAUGCUGGAAACUACCCCGCAAACGACCUCCAACAGCUUAACACCGGCCUCGUCACGUCCUCCCAACAAGCCGUCCGCAUUCUCGCAGAGGUAUGCAGCGUGUAUCCCGAGCGCAAUGAGGCACUAGUCAAUGCGGGCACUAUCGCGUUAGCCAAAGAAACCAGUGAUUCACCGGGAUAUGGCCGCGUGGUGGAUAAGCCGCAAUGGAGCGUUGUGCGGAUGGCACAGGAGCAUGGGAUUUUGGGCUUUACUGGAGCUGCACAAGGGAAGGAGAAGGUGGGGGAAGCGUUUCGGGUGGGAGAUAAGGUGUGGUUGUAUAUUCAGCAUGCUUGUAUUACGGCGGCGGCGCAUCAUGUUUAUUAUGUUGUUGAUGAGGGGGAUGUUGUUAGGGAGACCUGGGUUCCUUGGAAGGGGUGGUAG
This is a messenger RNA of Aspergillus ruber CBS 135680, 1354 nucleotides long. Its product is annotated as D-serine ammonia-lyase DSD1. Gene Ontology annotation, molecular function: D-serine ammonia-lyase activity. The coding region runs from base 155 to 1354 and encodes 399 amino acids. Gene Ontology annotation, biological process: D-serine catabolic process. The record is from RefSeq and is a predicted model, not a curated record. NCBI's taxonomy places the organism in Eukaryota, Fungi, Ascomycota, Eurotiomycetes, Eurotiales, Aspergillaceae. The transcript is spliced from 4 exons.